GGCAGGGAGGAGGGUGGAAGGGUUGGAAGAGCCGCAGCUAUAGACACAGAGACAAAGACUUUUGACUUUUAAACAACUUUUUUUGCCGCCAGCAGCAACAGCACUGGAGGCGAUUUCGAUAGAGACACAGAGACAGAGACACAGAGAGACAGAGACACAGAGACAGACAGAGAGAGAGACAGAGACACAGAGAGACAGAGAUACACAGACAGAGAGAGACAGAGACACAGAGAGACAAAGGCGGAGAGGAGAGAGGCGGAGAGCUCUCGUGAUGGCCUCGCACGCCAGGUCGACGUUCGCCAUCAAGCGAGAAAACGACGAAGAUCACCCGAGCCUCGGGAUGGGGCCGGGCGCGAAGGUCAAACACGAAGACGCCGACGCUGCUGGCGCAGUCGUGAAGCAGGAGGACGAGGGGAGCCUGAUCCCCGAGAUCCUGAGGAUCGUGGUGAAAACGGAAGUCGAGGAUGAUGGCGCAGUCGUGAAGCAGGAGGGCGAGGGGAGCCUGAGCCCCGAGAUCCUGAGGAUCGUGCUGAAAACGGAAGUGGAGGAUGACUCCGCAGACGCAAUCGAGAGGCCGGAUGAGACGGAGGAAUCUCACGGACGUCUCUUCACCGCAGACCAGAACUUCAUCGAGGUGGAGCUGUCGGAGGAGGAUGUCGGUGAGCGAACGGAACUCCUGUGCGAGGAGUGCGAGGCGGGCGGACGACGCUUGUGGACGGGGGCGGACGACGCCGGACGAGCGGCCGCCACGCCGGGAGCCUCCUGCGCGCGGUGCGGCAAGCCGCUGGAAGCCACGGCGCCGUCGUGCGCGGCAGUCGCCGGCGACCGGCGGAGGCACGCAUGCGCCGAUUGCGGGAGGGAGUUUGCGCAGCGCUCCCAAUUAGUAGUGCACGCGAGGAGGCACACGGGUGAGAGGCCGUACGCGUGCGAGGAGUGCGGCAAGGGCUUCGCCUACCGCGCCACCCUGAACGCGCACGCGAGGAGGCACACGGGUGAGAGGCCGCACGCGUGCGGCGAGUGUGGCAAGGCGUUCUCUCAGCGUUCCGCGUUGGAGGCGCACACGAGGACACACACGGGCGAGAGGCCGCACGCGUGCGAGGAGUGCGGCAAGGCUUUUUCGCAGCGUUCCGCGCUGGAGGCGCACACGAGGACGCACACGGGCGAGAAGCCGUACGGGUGUGGCGAGUGCGGUAAGGCGUUCUCUCAGCGCUUCGCCCUGGAGGAGCACACGAGGACGCACACGGGAGAGAGGCCGUACGCGUGCGAGCAGUGCGGCAAGGCCUUCGCCUACCGCGCCACCCUGAACGCGCACGCGAGGACCCACACGGGCGAAAGGCCGCACGCGUGUGGCGAGUGCGACAAGACGUUCUCGCAGCGCUCCGCCCUGGAGGUGCACACGAGGAUGCACACGGGCGAGAGACCGUACGCUUGCGAGGAGUGCGGAAAGGCGUUCUCGCAGCGCUCCUCCCUGGAGGCGCACACGAGGACGCACACCGGCGAGUGGCCGCACGUGUGCGCCGAGUGCGGCCGGGGCUUCUCGCAUUCCGCCCAACUGGAGAGGCACGCGAGGACGCACACGGGCGAGAAGCCGUACGUGUGCGAGGAGUGCGGCAAGGGGUUUGCACAGAGCGGUCAGCUGAACAGGCACUCAAAGACACACGCGCUCAAGUGAAAACCUCGCGUGUCCCGAAUGUGUUUUUUUUUUAUGCCUCCCAUUUGAAAACCAGUGGUUUUGUCGCCUACCGUAUAUACAGGGUGCUUCAAAAAAUGUUUUAACACUUUUGUGGAACUAUCGUUUUGAAUGGAAAAAGAACGGAUAAUACACCGUAACAUGAUAACAAAUGUAAUGUUAAUCAUUGUCAAGUCAUGCCUGUAAUCUUCUCCAGAUGGUCUCCAGAGCCCAGAGGGGCACAUUUCUUGUAGUAUUGUUGCAAAUUUUCAGAAAUGUCAUCACUUUUUUUGAAGCACCCUGUAUAUAUUUAUUUUGUUUCACCGCAAACUCUUAUACUGCACAGUGUAACAUCUUAGUAGUAGUAGUAGGCAUUCGUGACCAAUAUUAUCCAUGUUAUAGGUAUUUUUUUGGUUUAGUUGCCAAUUCGUUUGUCACGUAAACAAAACGAAACAAUUUGUGACUAGUACAGCACUAACCGGUUGUGUGUUAUAGAGUAAACCCACUACAACGUUUAGAAUUCGAGUACCGUGACAUCCAGUCUCGUCAGGCGACAGCCAGAGUUGUGGAGAAAUCCUGCUCCUGUUUCGGUUUUAAGGUCACCGGGAGCGAGAACUUAAGGGGUCUAUACAGGCUGGGCCAUAAGUAACGACCUUGAUUUGUUUAGCCUAUGGCUUGUGAAAAAGUGAAAUAAAAACACGAAUUCUAAAUGAUGGAACUUUUAUGAAUUCAUGGAGAUUCGAUUUCAUUCCUCAUGAACACCCCAGAGCCUGCAAAUGUUGUUUGUUGAUUAAGCCGCCAUGGGGAAAAUGACCUUCUUCUGACAUCAUUAAAUUUGUGACUAAAAUCAGCCGUCUUGGUCUGCAAGUUCACCGCGAGCUUUGGUGGUCUCUGGGCUGCAAUUCUUGCACCGGCUGAAUCUUCCACGGGAAAAAAAGAGACCCUUUACCCACAA
Molecule: messenger RNA, 2624 nt
Organism: Lethenteron reissneri (Far Eastern brook lamprey)
Lineage: Eukaryota; Metazoa; Chordata; Hyperoartia; Petromyzontiformes; Petromyzontidae
Product: oocyte zinc finger protein XlCOF6.1-like
Biological process (GO): regulation of transcription by RNA polymerase II
Cellular component (GO): nucleoplasm
Molecular function (GO): DNA-binding transcription repressor activity, RNA polymerase II-specific; RNA polymerase II cis-regulatory region sequence-specific DNA binding
Source: RefSeq, a predicted model, not a curated record